GAAGUGGAGUCCUUCCGCCGGGACCCCCGACCUGGCGCGGUCGCCUCCAAGUGCGCAGAUGCGACUCCAGACGGAGCCUCAGGCUCGAGCCUUUUGUUCCCCCACAGCUCCGUGUGUCCGGAAAGCGACUCCGUCCUCCCCUCCGUCUUUCCCAGAGCGCAGCCCGGCGGGGACCCGCCCUGUGGCCGGAGCCGAGUGGGCAGCGCGUCCAGGGUCCUUCCAGCCAUUACUACCGAGGAUGCUUCUCUGCCCCAAAAACAGAACAUGGAAGAAAUGGAACCUACUGUUGAGCUCCUUCCUGUUGAGUUCCAGGAAUUGGUGACAGUCAAGGAUGAGGAAAUGGACUUCAGUCAUGUGGAGGAAGAAGAGCUGAAUUCUGCCCAAAGGUACAUGGGCAUUGAUAUGAAAGUGGAGAAUUGUGGGAGCCUGGUAUUUUGGGAUUCCGAAUCUAUACCUGAAACUAAAGAAUCUUUUUCAAAGCAAGAACUUUAUGAAGAAGUGUCCUCCGAAAGAGAGCUGAUAAUAGAAAGACUUAAAAAGGUUGAGGCCUGGGACUCCAGAUUGAUAGAAGCCUGGCAAUGUGAAGGCACAUUAGAAAGGCAGCAAGGAAACCGGAAGAAAGAUUUAAGGCAAGCCAUAAUUAAACACAACAAAACCACUGUGGAGGAUUGUAAUGAAAUUGGGGAAAGUUCAAACCCAAUCAAACAUCAAAAUAUUUACUCAGUGAAAAAGCCUUGGAAGUGCAAUGAAUGUGGGAAGUUCUUCAGUUACUACUCAGCCUUUAUCCUACAUCAGAGAAUUCAUACUGGAGAGAAGCCUUAUGCAUGUGCUGAGUGUGGAAAGGCCUUCAGUCGGAGCUCAUCACUUAUUCAGCAUCAGAGAAUUCACACGGGAGAAAAACCUUACGAGUGUAACAAAUGUGGGAAAGCCUUCAGUCAUCGGUCAGCCCUCAUUCAGCAUCAUAUCAUUCACACUGGAGAAAAGCCCUAUGAGUGCAAUGAAUGUGGGAAAGCCUUCAACCAAAGCACAUACCUUAUUCAACACCACAGAAUCCAUACUGGAGAGAAACCCUAUAAAUGCAAGGAAUGUGGGAAAGCUUUCAAUGAUACCUCAUCCCUAAUUAAACAUCAAAGAGUUCAUACUGGAGAAAAACCUUAUGGAUGUAAAGAAUGUGGGAAAGCCUUUAGUGACAGGUCGGGCCUCACUCAACAUCAGAGAACUCAUACAGGGGAAAAGCCAUAUGAAUGCAGUGAAUGUGGGAAAGCUUUCAGCUACUGUUCAGCUCUUAUUCAACAUCAAGGAACCCAUACUGGGGAGAAACCUUACAAAUGUAACGAAUGUGGGAAAGCCUUCAGUGAUCGCUCAGCUCUCAUAAGACACCAAAGAAUUCAUACUGGGGAGAAACCUUACAAAUGUAAAGAAUGUGAGAAAGCCUUCAGCCAGAGCUCAUCUCUUACAAAGCAUCUGAGAACUCAUACUGGAGAGAAACCAUAUAAAUGCAGUGGUUGUGACAAAGCCUUCAGUCAGAGUUCAUCUCUUAUUCAACAUCAGAAAACCCAUACAGGAGAAAAACACUACAGAUGUAAGAAAUGUGAGAAAACCUUCAGUGUGCGUUCAGCCUUUUACCAACAUAAAGAAAUUCAUGAUGAAUAGAAUGCAGUAAAUUCAUGAAAUAGUUAUGUAUUCUUGGGGCACCCAGCUGGCUCAAUAAGGCUGGCUCAAUGCAAUUUUUGAUAUUGGGAUCAUGAGUUCGAGUCCCAUGUUGGGCAGAGUUUACUUAAAAAAAGAAAAAAGAGGGGCACCUGGGUGGCUCAGUCGGUUAAGCAUCCGACUUCAGCUCAGGUCAUGAUCUUGCACUCCAUGAGAUUAAGCCCUACAUCAGCUCAGAGCCUAGAGCUUGCUUCAGAUUCUGUGUCUCCCUCUCUCUCUGCCCCUUUCCCGCUGGCAGUCUUUCUCUCUUAAAAGUAAACAUUGAAAAAAGAAAAAGAAUUAUGUAUUCUCUACUGAUCAUGUAGACCUGUGUUCUAAGUAUUACAGGGUACUGCAAAAAUGUAUGAGGCUGCAUCAUGCAAAAAAUAGCUCUCUUCCUUGAAAUGGUAUUAGGUAUGGAAAGAGGACAAGAGGUAUAGUAACAGAACCCAAGAAGCUGAAGAGUGGAGAAUUCCUAGGGGAGCACAGAAGGAGAAAGUCUGGUUAAGUCAGAGAAAAGAGAGUCAGGAGCUAAGCAUCUAAUGUCAGUAGAAAAACUACCCCAAGCAGCAGACUUAACAGUACUUGAGGCUGAUGGCUCUCUAAAUAGUAGUUUCAACCUGAAGCCAAGUGUGGAAGAUCAGGAUCCCAAAGAGAAAAAUCACCAGGAUGUUUCUCUAGGAAAAUAAAGAGGAAGAAAAAUAUCUAAGCCUAGGAAAUCUUCCUUUUCUCUGUCCCUGCACUCCACUUGUUCACUUGAACAUUUGCAAACAUUUAAACCAUUGCUUAUUAAUCCUGGGUGUACACUGAAAUCAUCUGAAAAAUACCUGGGUCCCAGUCCUAGAGAUUCUGAUUAAAUUUGGCCUGGGGUGUAGCCUGGGCAUCAGGAAUUUAAAAACUCCUCAGGUAGUUCCACCAAGAUUAAGAACCACUGAUUUAGGCUCUUAGUGCACAAGGAUCAAGUCAAUAAGGAAGGAUAAUAACAACCCACGUUCAUUCUCGGGAGCUCUCUGUGUCCUUGUUUCUGCCUUUUUUUUUCUCUUGCCAAUUAUAUAAUGUCAUCCUUUCUUUUACCUGACGUUGGAUCCUUUUGUUUGGUCCUUUUUUGUUUUCUCUGACUUUGUGUAAAUUGAGCUGCCUGAUCCUAACUUCUGCUCUGGCCCCUUACCCUUGCUAAAUGUGCUCUUUUAAGCCCGCUUACAGCUUUCUCAACCUCUUCUGCCCACAAGGAUCAUAUAUUGUGCUUGCUACCCAUGGCCUGAUGGUGGCAAAUAUUAACCAUAAGAAACAAGAGGAGACCCUAAAGACCAAAAUCAGGAGUGGAGACAGGGUGACUAGAAGGGAACUUCAAAGGGUUAAACUUUUGACUCCAACUGUAUAGUUUGUAUCUUAGAAUUUCCUGAAAUUAUAAUAAAAUUUAGUUGUGUGCAUGAAUUAAUACUGAACUUCAAGGAAUGUAGGUGGAAGGAAAGGUAAAUAAAAAGUGUUUCUACAUUUAGUAUGACAAACAGUAGUAAUGCUAAAGAGAUUACGAGAAAUUACAGAUGAUACUGUAAUCCCUAAAGAAUACCCAUUAAAUAAUAAUGCAAGUAGAGGAAUUAAAUCACAUAUUAAAAAAUGUUUAACCCUAGGAGUGCCUGCUGGCUUAGUCAAGGAGCAUGCGACUCUUGGGGUUGUGAGUUUGAGUCCUACAUUGGGUGUAGAGAUUACCUAAAUAAAUAAAACUUAAAAUGUUUAACCCAGAAGAAGGCAGGAAAGGAGGAAGAGAGACACAGAUAGAACAAAUUGUAAACAGGCAGCAAACUGGGAGACCUAAGUUCAACCAUAUCAGCAAUUGCAUUAAACCUAAAAGAAACACUCCAAAUAAAACUGACAGGUUGUCAGACUGAAUAAAGAAUGACCCAACUAUAUCUAAAAGAGGAACACUUUAAAUACAGAAACACAGGUGAACAUUCAAGAGAUAAAGAUACACAAUGAAAACACUAAUCAUAAGAAAGCUGGAUAUGUUAAUAUCAGAUAUAAUAGAAUUCAAGAAGGUAUCAUCAUAAACAGAGGACAUUUUAUAAUGAUAAAAUGGUCAAUUCAUCAAGGUUGGUAAAUCUUAUAAUGUGUAACUAUGUUACAGAUGUGAUGUGUUAAUAUUAUAAAUAAGAUCAUUUUAAGUUUACUAAUAUAUUAUGUGCCUAAUAUCAGGGCUUCCAAAAUCACAAGGUAAAAACUGACAGAACUAAAUUUUAAAAAAGAACAAUCCACAAUUUUAUAAUUGGAAAUUAUAACACUCCAUUCUCAGCAGUUGAUAGAAUAUCUAGACAACAAAUAUUAAAUAUUUAGAAGAGCUGAACAAUAUGUCUAUAUUGUCUACCAUCUUGAAUUGAGUGGCAUAUAUACUUUAUAGAACACACAAGGAACACGCAGCAACUUCAGAGUGCACAUUCCCUUCAAG
This is a messenger RNA of Acinonyx jubatus (cheetah), 4132 nucleotides long. RefSeq names its product zinc finger protein 501-like. The transcript is spliced from 4 exons. Gene Ontology annotation, biological process: regulation of DNA-templated transcription. NCBI's taxonomy places the organism in Eukaryota, Metazoa, Chordata, Mammalia, Carnivora, Felidae. Bases 265 to 1653 code for a protein of 462 amino acids. The record is from RefSeq and is a predicted model, not a curated record.